Molecule: messenger RNA, 1074 nt
Organism: Rotaria sordida
Lineage: Eukaryota; Metazoa; Rotifera; Eurotatoria; Philodinida; Philodinidae
Source: the annotation of a GenBank genome assembly
AUGUCAAUAUUGUUGCAACCAAACAAAAUAAUUGACCGAGCACUUGGCAUGGCAUUUGGCACUGCUGUUGGAGAUGCCAUGGGGAUUCCAUUCGAAAAUCUUAUUCCAGAACAAAUCGCCGAAAUUCAGAUGUCACUCAACAAAAAUGAAUCAUUGUUUAUCAAUGCUGCUGGUCGCAAUCCGUACAUUCCUAAAGAAUGGCCAACAGGUCGAUGGGGAGAUGCAACACAGCUCUCUCUCGCUAUUAUGCAUGCAAUUGCGAAACAUCUUUGUGAUGAUGCUGAAAAGACACCAUUGAUCACAAGUAUUGUCGAUGAACAUGUACUAGAAUGGUGGGAUUGCACAGAUGGUUGGAGUACUGGAACCAAAAAUGCGAUAGAAAGAAUUGCUCAAGGAUCCUAUUCAUAUUGUAACAGUGGUGGCUCAUCGACUGGAAAUGGUGUUAUCAUGAAGUUGACACCACUCGCCUUCUUUUUCCAUGUUUGUGACAUCAAUAUUGAUGAUAAAUUAGUCGAAACAAUCUGUCGAAUGACACACGUCAGUCCAGUUACAAUUGUUACUGCACUCAUCUACGUUUAUCUAUGUGUAUUUAUUUUCAAACAUGAUUUGCCAUCAUCUGAUGUAGAAAGAAAGGCCUUUCUGCUAUAUGUUCGUCAACUUUCUGUUCAAUAUGAAUGCAAGUACAACCUUGUUACCGAAAAAGAUCUGUUGAGUAUUCGAAUUCAUCGCUUCCUGGAAAAUUUUCAUGAGAUAAACAAUGACCUUUUGUUAGAUGUGAGUCAUGGUGGAACAUUCUUCUGUGUGGAUACAUUGUCGAUGGUUAUUGGUCUUGUUGCGGCAGAACGAGUGACAUUCGAAACACUUGAAAAAGCAAUACAGAUGGGUGGUGAUACAAAUAUUAUUGCGGCUAUGAUUGGUGCGCUUUUAGGUGCUACACAAGGUCAACAGGCCAUCGACAAACGUCGUGCUGAAAUUGUCUUUCGAUCUGACUAUAUUCGACAGAUUGGAGAGGAGUUUGGACAGGCUCUAGUACAUCAUCUUAAUCUUCUUCCAUCUUGCUCGCAGACUAUGUAA